This is a messenger RNA of Eucalyptus grandis, 1550 nucleotides long. Its product is annotated as 3-oxo-Delta(4,5)-steroid 5-beta-reductase. The coding region runs from base 191 to 1369 and encodes 392 amino acids. The transcript has 2 exons. Lineage: Eukaryota; Viridiplantae; Streptophyta; Magnoliopsida; Myrtales; Myrtaceae. The record is from RefSeq and is a predicted model, not a curated record.
CUCGAGUCCGACACGCAUCGCGUCGACACCAUUUUGGAUCGGGUCGAGACCGACUGGUAGCUUCCGUUCUUUAUCUACUGGCCCUUUGCCCCCCUUACCGUCUAUCAAUCUUCUUCCCCAGAAUAACCGUUCAUUCCACCCCUCUCCCUCUCUCUCUAGCGAAUCAAUCUGCCCGAAGAAGGGAGCCAAGAUGAGCUGGUGGUGGGCCGGAGCUAUUGGCGCCGCAAAGAAGAGGAUCGAUGAGGAGGAAGCGCCCAAGGGCUUCCAGAGCGUGGGGCUGAUCCUGGGGGUCACCGGGAUCGUGGGCAACAGCCUGGCCGAGAUCCUGCCGCUCGCCGACACCCCCGGCGGGCCCUGGAAGGUCUACGGCGUGGCCCGCCGCCCCCGCCCGGCGUGGAACGCCGACCACCCCAUCGAGUACAUCCAGUGCGACCUCGCCGACGAGGCGGACGCCCAGGCCAAGCUCUCCCCCCUCACCGACGUCACCCACGUGUUCUACGUCACCUGGGCCAACCUCUCGUCGGAGGAGGAGAACUGCCGCGUCAACGGCGCCAUGUUCCGGAACGCCCUCCAGGCGCUCGUCCCCAACGCCCCCAACCUCCGCCACGUCUGCCUCCAGACGGGGACCAAGCACUACCUCGGCCCCUUCGAGGCCUACGGCAAGGUCACCCCGCACGACCCGCCGUUCACGGAGGACCUCCCCCGGCUCGACGCCCCCAACUUCUAUUACACUCUGGAGGACAUUCUCUUCGAGGAGACCGCGAAGAAGGACGACGUCUCCUGGUCCGUCCACCGCCCUCCCGUCAUCUUCGGCUUCUCCCCCUACAGCCUCAUGAACAUCAUCGGCUCCCUCUGCGCCUACGCCGCCAUCUGCAAGCACGAGGGCGUCCCGCUCAUGUUCCCGGGGACCAAGGAGGCCUGGGACUGCUACUCCGCCGCGGGCGACGCCGACCUCAUCGCCGAGCAGCAUAUCUGGGCGGCAGUCGACCCCUACGCCCGGAACGAGGCCUUCAACUGCAGCAACGGCGACGUGUUCAAGUGGAAGCACUUCUGGAAGGUGCUGGCGGAGCAGUUCGGGAUCGAGGAGUACGGGUUCGACGAGGGCGGGCCGCGGCUUCGGCUGACGGAGGCGAUGAAGGGGAAGGAGAAGGUGUGGGAGGAGAUCGUGAGGGAGAACCAACUGCAGGAGACCAAGCUGGAGGAAGUCGGGCUGUGGUGGUUCGUAGACUUGAUGUUCGACGGGCCGGCGUUGCUGGACAGCAUGAACAAGAGUAAGGAGCACGGCUUCCUCGGGUUCAGGAACUCCAAGAACUCCUUCCUGUCCUGGAUCGACAAGGUGAAGGGUUACAAGAUCGUGCCCGGAAAUUGAAGUGAUGAUAUCGAUAACGUUUGUGUUGUAGUGAAGUGAAUUCCUGAUUUGUUCCUUGUUUUUUUGGGUACUCUUAUUGAAGAUUGUAUCUGUGGACAGAUUGUGCCGGGGUCAGACGAUGUUCCGAAGUAAGGUCUAAUAAAUUGAAGCUGAAGCUAUGCAUUUUCCUGUAUUGACUUUG